This is a messenger RNA of Fulvia fulva, 2916 nucleotides long. RefSeq lists its product as uncharacterized. Gene Ontology annotation, molecular function: protein binding; RNA binding. Lineage: Eukaryota; Fungi; Ascomycota; Dothideomycetes; Mycosphaerellales; Mycosphaerellaceae. The coding region runs from base 1 to 2916 and encodes 971 amino acids. The transcript has a single exon. The record is from RefSeq and is a predicted model, not a curated record.
AUGGCCGGCGCACAAAAGGACCGAGUUCAAAAGGAGCGUCGUGCUGCUGCCCCGUCUAGCAGCGGCUCCAGCACUUCGACAUCACGCACCUCCGGCGGUGCACCCUCCAAGUCUGCCCGUUCCGAGGUCUCUCGUGCAGGUACCUCACGUACCGACCGCACCUCGCGUUCCAAUGCCGGCGGCUACGAUGGCAAUACCGACCCAUCUGGUCCGCCCAUGCGUAACCCAUCUACGGCCAAGCCCAUUAUCGACCCCAAGAACUUCGACUUGAGCAUGGCUGGCUGGGCCACCGUGCGCUCGAACGACGUCUCAUCCUCCAUGCCUUCUCGCCAGGCCGCCUCGAAGAUGGGCCAAGCUAUCAAGAUCGGUCUCAACACCUACCAUGUCUCUCAGUUCCCUAACAUCAAGGUCUAUCAGUACGACGUCAUGAUCGGCAGCGGCGUUGAGAAGCGUGGGCUCAUCCGCAAGGUCUGGAACUCCAAGCAAGUCCAAGCCGCUGUCGGCGAUGCUUGCAUCUUCGAUGGCAACAAGCUCGCAUGGACCGCCAAGAAGAUCGACCGUGAGGUUCGUCUGACUAUUGACAUGAACGUCGAGAACGAGCGCAAGAAUCCGAAGAAGGAGGAUACCGUCCGUGUCUCAAUCCGCCUUACCAACGAGGUCGCCUUCCAGACCUUGAUGGCCCAUCUCCAGGGCAAGGCUGCCUUCGACAACUCCUGCUUGGAGACCAUCGCCUUCGCCGACCACCUUCUGCGCGAGUCACCAUCUCGAAAGUACACGGCCAUCAAGCGCUCCUUCUUUGCCAAGGGCCAGAAGCGCUUCGACCUUGGCGGCGGUGUUGAAGCUUUCAAGGGUGUCUUCGCCUCACUUCGCAUCGUCCACCCUGGCCGUCUCUCCGUCAACCUCGAUGUGGCGAACGGCACCUUCUGGACAUCUCAGCCACUCCACAAGGCUGCUGUUCUCGUCUGUGGCGCCCGUAACGAUGGUGAUCUGGUCACCACUUUGCAGCGUGGUGGUGAGCGUGGCCGCGCUGGCCAAGAGCUCAAGCGCCUUCGCAAGGUCCACGUUGUCGCCAAGCAUCGUGGCAAGGACACCAUCGACGACUACUGCAUCGAGCGUUUCAUCUUCGCGGACGCCAAGACACACAAGGUCCAGGUCACUGAUCCCUCAGGCAACGAAGUCGAGAUGACGUUGUACGAGUUCUUCGCCAAGAAGUACAACAUUCGUCUUCAGUUCCCAGGUCUACCACUUGUCAAGGCCACCAAGGGCAAGAACAUCGUGCUGCCUAUGGAGGUCCUUCAGAUCAAGGAGAAUCAGCGCUACAACUUCAAGAUGGACGAGCGCCAGACUUCGAACAUGAUCAAGUUUGCCGUCACCGCGCCACCAGAGCGCUACACUCACAUUGAGCACGGUCUCGAGAUGCUGGAUUGGGCCAAUGAUCCCAUCCUCGAGAAGUAUGGAAUGAAGAUCGAGAACAAGAAGACUGUUGUCGAUGCCCGCCUUCUCUCCGCGCCAACCGUCAAGUUCGGUGUCGGCGAUGCCAAGCCAGGCACUUCCGGUCGCUGGGAUCUCAAGGGCAAGAAGUUCUUGCAGCCAAACACGGCUCCUCUCAAGUCAUGGGCCGUUUGCGUCGUUCCUGGCCGUCGUGGUGGCAAGCCAGACAAGACCGCGGUCGAGAACUUUAUCAAGGCGUUCAUCAACAGCUACCAGGCUCACGGCGGUCGCGUCGAGAACAAGAACCCGGCCAUGUCACUUGCCUCCAGUGACGAUGUUGGCGCCUGGGUCACCGCAGCCUGGAACGCCGCCGGCAACCAGAGCAAUUCUCGCCCGCAGAUCCUGGUCUUCAUCCUUCCAGACAAGGACUCGCAGACCUACGGCCGCAUCAAGCGCUCCUGCGAAUGCCGUUACGGUGUCGUCUCUCAGUGCGUCCAGUAUGCCCAUGCGCAGAAGUGCCAGCCGCAGUACAUCAGCAACGUGCUGAUGAAGGUCAACGCCAAGCUCGGCGGCGCUACCUGCAAGGCUGUUGGUCAGAAGACCGCGAAUGGCCACUUUACCGUCCCCACCAUGGUCAUUGGCGCUGAUGUCUCGCACGCCGCCCCAGGUGCUCAGACUCCCUCCAUGGCUGCCAUGACCGUCUCCAUCGACAAGCUCGGCACUCGCUACGCUGCUCUUUGCCAAACCAACGGCUACCGCGUCGAGAUGAUCGCUACCGAGACCAUCAACAAGGAUCUCAAGCCUAUGGUCCAGCACUGGGUUCAGAAUGUCGGUGGUGGCAAAGUUCCUCAGGUGAUUGUCUACCUUCGUGACGGCGUUUCCGAGGGCCAGUACGCCCACGUCCUCAACCAGGAGGUCACUGACAUGAAGAACAUGCUAAUCGCUGCAGACCAGUCGGCGAAGAACACCAAGUUUAUCGUCCUGGUUGGCGGUAAGCGUCACCAUGUCCGCUUCUUCCCAGAGAAGGGUGACCGCAACGGCAACGCCCACCCAGGCACUCUCGUCGAGACCGGUGUGACCACGCCAUUCGAGAACGACUUCUACUUGCAGUCGCACGCCGCUAUCAAGGGUACCGCUCGUCCGGUCCACUACCACGUUCUCCUUAACGAGCCCAACAUGUCCAAUGACCAGCUCAUUACCAUGCUGUACGAGCAGUCGUACCAGUAUGCCCGUGCCAGCACCCCAAUCUCGCAGCACCCGGCUAUCUACUACGCCCACCUGGCUUCCAACCGUGCUGUCCCACAUGACCCCAAGUGGAGCGGCUCCAGCGACGGCGUCCCAUCUGGCACCACUCAGCAGGUCUCCGGCUCUCAGGGCCAGUCUGCCGGCAAGACCGGCUCAUCUUCUGGCGUCCCACAGGACUUCGAGAAGCUCAUGGCCAUGCCCAACCAGGGCAGCAUCAACACCUCGAUGUGGUACAUCUAA